AUGGAGCAAGGGGCUUUUGUUAGAGGAAGGUCUAUCACUGAAAAUAUUGCGAUGGCCCUGGAGGCAAUGAGAAAUCUCAACAGGAGAAUUAGCGGUGGAAAUAUCAUUCUUAAACUUGAUUUGGAAAAAGCCUAUGAUAGGCUCGAUUGGAACUUCCUUAAACAGGUUUUGCUUCGUUUUGGGUUUAGCAACAGAUGGGUAGCACUGAUGGAAUUAGCUUGUUGGGGAAACAGUUGGUUCUCGGUUCUUGUCAACGGGGAGGUGGCGGGCUUCUUCAAAUCCUCUAGAGGUCUGCACCCUAUCUCCCCUGGGUUUUUCAUCCUAGCAGCGAAUGCCUUUUCCAAAUCUUUUAAUCCGGAAUCACUGAAUGUAGUUAAGGAAUUUUUGAGAUCCUUCCAAGAAGCUUUUGGCUAUAGGAUUAACAACACUAAGAGCUGCUUUAUUUGUUCCAAGACUUUAUCAGCAGCUAGAAUCAAAAGUACUGAGCGCAUUUUGGGCUUUUCUAAAGCCAGAAUGGGUGCUCUUUACCUUGGAGUUCCUCUUUACUAG
Messenger RNA from Magnolia sinica, 549 nucleotides. RefSeq lists its product as uncharacterized. NCBI's taxonomy places the organism in Eukaryota, Viridiplantae, Streptophyta, Magnoliopsida, Magnoliales, Magnoliaceae. The transcript has 2 exons. The coding region runs from base 1 to 549 and encodes 182 amino acids. The record is from RefSeq and is a predicted model, not a curated record.